AUGUCCAGUGCGCAUACUUGUCGCCCGAGCCACUGGAGCAGCACAGAGCGCGUCGCUUUCCGUGAACGCCGUAGCAUGGUUAUCCAGACAAGUUCCUUGGGUGUUGGGCACAGCAAACGUCCCCAUUGUCACCCGGCUUUGGAUCCGGGUUGCAUGGUUCCUGCCGGAAGCGGCCGUUGCGGUUCAAGUCCUCGUGUAUCGUUUCAUGAAAAUCAGGUGCAGGCAAUCCAAUCUAGUCACCUGAUGUCAGAGACCCAGACCAAGUUUCAACAGUCGUCCAUUUCUUCAAUUACUUGGGCUGAAUCACAGCCUUUUGUCUCACCCUUGAGACAUGAACUGGUGCGCCUUCAAAUCGCGACAAAUGAAAGCGAUGAAGAUACAUCGAUGACCUCAACAAACGACAACAAUGUUGAUCUUAAUUUACAUGCCGUGCAGGUGAUGGACGCGAUCAACUGUCCGGUUGUCAUGUCUAAUGGUCGCCGCAGAACCGCUCCGGACAUGUCUCUGUCUUCCAUUGAAAAAAUAAGACUGCAGGAGUUCUAUUCCCCUGCCCAAUUCAGCCUGACCAAUGUCAACGGAUUGAAUCUUGCGGAUAUCGACCCUUCCAACCCUUUCGUACCCAAUUCAUCAACCUCGCCAAUCCCCGAGGGGACGCCGUUGCGUACACCCCGUCUACUUCGACGAAAUCAUUCGAGCAUGAAGUUACAAUCGUCUAUACGUCUGGCGUGGAAAGUCGACCGUUUUAUUUUGGCCAUUCACUUGGCGAGAAAAGCAAAUUCCCGGUGUCAGCUGUUGCAAGAGUGGGGCGUAACAGCCGGUGACAACGAGCAUUUGGUCUGGCAAAGCGCCGAGGAAAAGCAGACGGGAACCACAGCUGGACAUUGUACUCCGUAG
Echinostoma caproni is the source of this 894-nucleotide messenger RNA. The record is from the annotation of a GenBank genome assembly. NCBI's taxonomy places the organism in Eukaryota, Metazoa, Platyhelminthes, Trematoda, Plagiorchiida, Echinostomatidae.